This is a messenger RNA of Cottoperca gobio, 3593 nucleotides long. It is a transcript of the gene fem1a, whose product is annotated as fem-1 homolog a. Lineage: Eukaryota; Metazoa; Chordata; Actinopteri; Perciformes; Bovichtidae. The transcript has a single exon. The record is from RefSeq and is a predicted model, not a curated record. Bases 202 to 2055 code for a protein of 617 amino acids. Gene Ontology annotation, molecular function: protein binding.
ACCACAAUCGUAAACAUAGACCUGUCAAACAACACAAACGCCAUCUUGACAGCACCCUCAAAAUGGCAGAAAGAUGUGAGCUAGAAACCGAGUCCAAACUAAGAUUCCUGCUCUCUGCUAUUUAAAACCGGACUCGCCAGUUUUUCCACAAACGUGUGGUUAUGGGGUUGGUGCCCUGCGCGGCAGCACAGAGCCUGUAAAAUGGAUAUACCGACGGCGGUUUUCAACGCGGCCAGAGAUGGUAAGCUGAAACUUAUCCAGAAGUUGCUGAGCAACAAAACUCCUGAGGAGCUGGAGGCUUUAGCCGAGGAGAAAACACAAGGAGGCACUCCUCUGUUAAUAGCCUCUCGAUACGGACAUUUGGAGGUUGUAGACUACCUACUCGAACACUGUAAAGCAAAUGUUGAACUCGGGGGGGCGGUCAACUUUGACGGCGAGACCAUCGAGGGGGCUCCGCCGCUGUGGGCAGCUUCGGCAGCCGGUCACCUCCCAGUGGUGAAGACGCUACUGAAACACGGUGCCUCAGUGAACAACGCAACACUAACUAACUCAACGCCGCUCCGAGCUGCCUGCUUUGACGGUCACCUGGAGAUUGUCCGCUACCUGGUGGAGCACAGAGCCGACAUGGAGGUAGCCAACCGCCACGGCCACACCUGUCUCAUGAUCUCCUGUUACAAGGGCCACAAAGAGAUAGCGAAGUUCCUCCUGGACCGCGGUGCCGAUGUCAACCGCAAGAGUGUAAAAGGAAACACCGCCCUCCACGACUGUGCGGAGUCGGGUAGUCUGGACAUCAUGAAGAUGCUGCUAAAGUGUAACGCUCGCAUGGAGAGAGACGGAUACGGAAUGACCCCACUCCUCGCUGCAAGUGUAACAGGUCACACCAACAUUGUUGAAUAUCUUGCCCAUCAGCCUCGUACCUCCAGAGAGGAACGCAUUGAUGCACUUGAACUCCUUGGGGCUACCUUUGUGGACAAAAAGCGGGAUCUCUUGGGGGCGAUGAGGUACUGGAGAAGGGCCAUGGAGCUGAGGCAACCAGUGGACAAAGCUGGAUCCCUGGCCAAGCCUCUCCCUGGCCCUCCUAUCCCUGCCUAUGGCUGUGCACAGGAGGUGAGCACUGCAGAGGAACUGGAAGCUUUGAUUACAGACCCUGAUGAAAUGAGGAUGCAGGCUUUGUUAGUUCGAGAGCGUAUCCUUGGGCCAUCCCACCCAGACACCUCUUAUUACAUCCGCUACAGGGGAGCUGUGUAUGCUGACUCGGGCAACUUUGAACGCUGCAUCAGCCUGUGGAAAUAUGCUUUAGACAUGCAGCAGAGUAACCUGGACCCUCUCAGUCCCAUGACGGCCUCCAGUUUCCUGUCCUUUGCAGAGCUUUUCUCUUUUGUUCUUCAAGACCGGGCCAAAGGCACCCUGUCGACACGCGUUACCUUCCACGAUCUGAUGACUGUACUGGGGAAAAGUGUGAGGGAGGUAGAGAGAGCUGUGGCGCAGAGGGACAACCCACCGGAGGCUCCUCAGUUCACCAAAGCUCUCUCCAUCAUCCUGCACCUCAUCUUUCUGCUGGAGAAGCUGGAGUGCAGCCCAGAGCAGGAGCAUCAGAAGAAGCACACAGUGUAUCGCCUGCUAAAGCUGAACCCUCGAGGUCGAAGCGGCUUUACUCCUUUGCACAUGGCUGUAGACAAGGAGACCACGUCUGUGGGCCGCUACCCUGUCGGCCGCUUCCCCUCCCAGGCGGUGGCAGCGCUGCUCCUAGAGUGUGGCGCAGACGUGGAUUCACGUGACAGUGAAAACAACACGCCUCUGCACAUCGCUGCUACCAACGGUUGUCCGGAGAUUAUGGCGCUACUUAUGAAGGCUGGGGCUCACUUUGACGCUACAAAUGCACAGAGGAAGACGGCCUACGAGCUGCUGGAUGAGCAGAGCAGCGGGCACCCAGCCCUCUACCCACUGAACUACGUCACCCUUCAGUGCCUGGCGGCGCGUGCAAUUGAAAAGCACAGACUGCCCUACAGGGGACUCAUCUCUGAGGAGAUGGAGGCUUUCAUUGAACUGCACUGACUUGCACUACUGUCCCCUGAUGAGGCACCUCUGCACUACUCUUCCUGUUGUCCACUAUGACCUGCCACAAACUUCCCUCUCCUCAUCUCUGUCUCCUUUUAGCCUCUGCUUCGCUCCUGGCCCCACCAACCUUGUGUCAGACAAAACCAUAGCAAUAAACAUCCAGCCUCUGGGCUUAAAUCUCUGGCUGAAAUCUGGUCAGUUAUCGCUUCAUUCUAACGUCAAGUCACGUAGACUUCCACAGUGAUUGUUGGUUUCUACUGCCAUUUAAAGCUGGGUGAAACUUCAACUUGGUAUAGGCUUUAAUGCAUUUUCCCUCUUUUUGUCCUGUAAAAAGGAGACUUACAGUAUGAUGGUGCUUGUGUGUGGUGGCUAGAUUGUAUGAAAGAUGGGUUUUAGUAUUACUGCAUCUGAUCAAACUAGCCAGAUAACAUGCAUGAAGAUGAAGAGUGAAUAUGGUAGCCCAUUUGUUGUUUUGCAAAUUCAUUCAGGAAGGAAGUGUUUUGACAAACUCCACCACCCAAACUUGCUUGCUGCUUCUUCUUAUUCACAUAAACCAUCUGUUGUUUUUCUUUAAUGUGGGAAGGUGUUUGAAUUUCCUGUGCCAAAUGUCAGCCAUGGAGCUAUGUUCUGUUACAGACUGUAAACUGGUGGCAACAUGAAGAAGCAACAAACUUAUCCUCCUAAUUAUUUAUGAGCAGAAGUAAUAACCUCAAGAUCUGGAACUGGAGUUAAGCAUGAAAAAAGAGCUGGUACCAUUGAUUUGCUUACACUCCCCGGUUCACACAUUUGUUACCUAUGCAGUUUGUGAUAUUUCAAUCAAAGCCAACGUUCUUUCAAGCAAAAAAAAAAAUUCACUACAUAAACAGAUUUUACACAGGAUUAUCCUUGAAUGUUACAUGUUUAUCUUAACAUGAUGAUCUCUCAAACCUGGGGCUGCCUCUUUGACAAUGAAAUGGUAUCUUCUUAAUUUAUGAACCACGAAUGUUUUCUUAAAACGUCUGCCUAUGUCUGAAUGAACAAUUUCAAACUACAGUUUAAGUGUGCCUACAUCCCUCUACUUGUGGGUAAAGUCAACGUCACCAAAGAUAUUCAAAUUGCUCGGUCAAAGAAGCAGCAUCAGAACUAGGACAGUGUGAAGAUAACGGAGCUUAAGCCCUCUUGUGUGUAUCUAAUUGGGGGAAAAGCCACAGGUUAACUGUCUGAGAUCAUGUGUCAAUUCUGCUUUUGGAGUGAAUUUUCCCUUUAACCUCAGAUGCAGUUCACAGAAAUGGAACCGGCCAUUCCUGCAUCUUAGUCCUGUUUUUAAUUGUGUCUCUUUUGUUGAUAUUGUUUUAUCAUGAAUGUUUUAUCUGUCCGUCUGUGCUAAGCACCACCAAGUUGAAUGCACACUGAGAGGCUCUAAAUCCUAAAUGGACAACUUACAUUCAGGCUAUGAACUGAUGAUGCCUUUCUCUUUCUCAGCUGAUUCGUUUAACUGAUGAUAACUCAAGAACAAAAGUGUGUUGGAGCUACUUGAAUAAAAUUCAGUACCACAA